AUGUUAAUUGUCAACAACACCAAAUUAAACUAUGCCAUGUUCCUUCUCACCGGGAUAUCAGAACAGGAAGACAUUCAUCUGUGGAUCUCUAUCCCUUUCUGCUUAGUAUAUACUAUUUGUAUAUUAGGAAAUUCAGUCAUUCUCUUCAUUAUAAAAACAGACCCAGGCCUCCAUGAGCCCAUGUACAUUUUUCUCUCCAUGCUGGCCCUCGCCGACCUUGGCUUAUCGAUAGCCACCAUGCCGACCAUACUGGGCAUAUAUUUGUUUAACUCCAGGAAGAUCAGCCUCAAUGCCUGUAUUGCCCAAGUGUUCUUCAUUUCUGUGCUUCAAUGCUCUGAAUCUGCCGUGCUCUUGUUAAUGGCCUUUGACCGCUGCAUCGCCAUCUGUAACCCACUGAGAUACACCUCCAUCUUAACCCUGCUGAGAAUAGGCAAGAUGGGGCUAGGGUGUGUGCUAAGAUCAGUUCUCAUAAUACUCCCACUGCCCCUUCUUCUGAGGCAGUUCCAGUACUGUCGAGGAAAUGUCCUCUCCCAUUCCUACUGCCGGAACGAGGACAUCAUGAAGUUGGCUUGUUCGGACACCAGAGUCAACAGUAUCUAUGGCUUGUCUAUUGAAAUCUUAACGAUGGGAUUGGACUCGCUGCUCAUUUUCUUCUCUUACGUGAUGAUCCUCAAAACAGUGCUGAGCAUCGCAUCCCAUGAGGAAUGCCUCAGGGCCCUGAACACCUGUGUCUCCCACCUCUGUGCCGUCCUGCUCUUCUACACGCCAGAGAUCAGCUUGUCUAUUCUACCCAGAUUUGGGAAUAGCUCUUCUCCCUUGCUUCAGAUUCUUCUUAGCUACAUUGGCCUACUGGUGCCUCCCCUGAUGAACCCAAUUGUGUACAGCGUGAAAAGCAAAGACCUUCGUGCGAGGAUCAUCAGGGUAUUUGCACACAGAAGGAUCCAUUCAUAA
Molecule: messenger RNA, 951 nt
Organism: Pelodiscus sinensis (Chinese soft-shelled turtle)
Lineage: Eukaryota; Metazoa; Chordata; Testudines; Trionychidae
Source: RefSeq, a predicted model, not a curated record